AUGCCUGACCGCUGGCCGUCCGACAUCAAGGACGCCGGUCCUUUGGCCGAGCCACUGAAGUUCGAAUUCAGUGGCAAGACCGCCCCAAACCGCUUUUUGAAGGCGGCCAUGACGGAGCGCCUGUCGUCUUGGGACCCAGAGAACAAGGAGAAACGAGGCAUCCCCUCGGAGCAGCUUAUCCGGGUAUAUCAGAGAUGGGGCGAAGGCGGGUUUGGUGUGAUUCUAACAGGAAAUACCAUGAUCGACUAUGACAAUUUGGAAGCACCUGGUAAUCCAAUUAUCCCGGGCGAUACCCCUUUCGAAGGACAGCGCUUCGAGGCGUUCAAAGAAUUGGCCAAGCAGGCCAAAGCACAUGGCAGUCUGGUCGUGGGCCAAGUCUCGCACGCCGGACGCCAGGUUGAUCAGAGACUCCAGCCCGACCCGGUCUCUGCCAGUGACGUGCAACUGGAGGGCGACUUGAUGGGAAUGCGAUUCGCCAAACCGCACGCCGCAUCCCACGGGGAGAUCCAAGACGUCAUUGCGCGAUUCACCCACGCGGCCGAGUUCCUGCACAAGGCGGGAUACGAUGGCAUCCAGCUCCACGGCGCACAUGGCUAUCUGUUGGCGCAGUUCCUCUCCCAGACCACCAACAAGCGGACCGACCAGUACGGCGGCUCGCUCCAAAACCGUGCCCGGAUCAUCCUGGAGAUCGCGCGGUCGAUUCGCCAAAAGCUCCCUUCCUCGUCCGGGUUCAUUCUCGGGAUCAAGGUCAACUCGGUCGAGUUCCAAGAGGGCGGCUUCACGGCGGACGAAGCCAAGGACCUCUGCAUCCUGCUGGAAAAGCACGAGUUCGACUUCGUCGAGCUUUCCGGCGGCACUUACCAAUCGUUGGCAUUCGUGCACAAGCGAGAGUCGACGAAGAAGCGGGAAGCCUUCUUCAUCGAGUUUGCCGAGCAGAUCGUCGGCGACCUGCGCAAAACCAAGACAUACGUCACCGGUGGCUUCCUGACGCUCGACGGUAUGGUCAACGCUCUGAAGACCGUGGACGGCGUCGGGCUUGCUCGGCCUGCAUGCCAGGAAUUCCACCUCCCCAAGGAUCUGCUGGAAGGCAAGGUCUCGGGCGCCAUUGAACAAAAGAUCGACCGCAACAACUUUGGUCUCACCAACGUCAUUGCCGGCAGCCAGAUCCGACAGGUCGGCAAAGACCAGGAACCGAUCGACAUGUCCGUUCCCGAGAAUGUCGACGCCUUCCUGAAGGAUAUGGGCACGUGGGGUGAGAAGAUGAAGUCCGGAGGCGCCAGCGCUUACGGGUACGUCGACAUUGAAAGUGCGAAGACGUCGCAGUAUGGAGCACCAGCAGCGUAG
Cladophialophora carrionii CBS 160.54 is the source of this 1344-nucleotide messenger RNA. RefSeq lists its product as uncharacterized. The record is from RefSeq and is a predicted model, not a curated record. Gene Ontology annotation, molecular function: FMN binding; oxidoreductase activity. The transcript is spliced from 2 exons. The coding region runs from base 1 to 1344 and encodes 447 amino acids. NCBI's taxonomy places the organism in Eukaryota, Fungi, Ascomycota, Eurotiomycetes, Chaetothyriales, Herpotrichiellaceae.